Molecule: messenger RNA, 2982 nt
Organism: Passer domesticus (house sparrow)
Lineage: Eukaryota; Metazoa; Chordata; Aves; Passeriformes; Passeridae
Gene: PNPLA4
Product: patatin like phospholipase domain containing 4
Exons: 9
Coding region: 288-1319 (343 amino acids)
Biological process (GO): triglyceride catabolic process; lipid homeostasis
Cellular component (GO): lipid droplet; membrane; cytoplasm
Molecular function (GO): triacylglycerol lipase activity; retinyl-palmitate esterase activity
Source: RefSeq, a predicted model, not a curated record
CGCUGCCGGGCCCGCGCUGCGCAGGCGCGCUGGGGUGGGCGCCGGGCCGGGCCCGCCGUGACCUCUCGGUGCCGACCGCGAUCCGGCGCUGCCGCGGGGUCGCUGCCGGGAGGUGGGGCCGAGGCCGCGUUAGCCCCCGGCAGGCCUGCGGGGAGGCAGCGGGCCAUCGGGACGGGUUGAGGUGACUGGCCUCUAAAGGGCCGUGUCCCGCGUAGGAACCGCCCGCUUGCUGUUAUGCUUAAAAGAAAGUUUCCGCUGAGUGCUUUUAUGGCUUCCUUUGUAACUUCAUGGUGAAACAGCUACUGCGAGUAUCUAUUCGAUUACCAUAUCAUCUGGAUCCAGAGAUCACUUUUACUAAAAUGUGGACUGCCAGAAAGCUUUGCAGUGCUCAAAUACUGUUGCUCCAGAUGAAAGAAGGCCAAUUGUGUAGUUGCAUGUUUCCCAAAACUUGGCAGUUCUGGAUUGGAAUUCCAAGCUUUUGCACUUUGAGAGUACCACAUAACAAAGUUAAAUUCCAGGUUUCCAAGGUAAAUGAUAAACAAUCUGUAGUUGAUAGAAAAAUGGCUACUAGUGCAGAGGGAACCAAAAUAGCUGUUGGAAAAAGUCCCAGUGGAAUAUGUGAUGGAAGACAGCAUUCAUUACAAGCCCAUAUGAAACACAUCAACCUGUCCUUCGCAGCUUGUGGCUUUCUGGGCAUUUACCACUUGGGGGCAGCAGCUGCUUUUCACAGGCAUGGUAAGAAGUUACUGAGAGAUGUGAAAGCUUUUGCGGGAGCUUCUGCGGGAUCUCUGGCUGCCGUUGUCUUGUUAGCAGUGCCAGAAAAUAUAGAGAAAUGUAAGCACUUUGCCUAUGGAUUUGCAGAGGAAGUUAGAAGAUUGAACUUUGGUGCUGUAACGCCUGGUUAUGAUUUUAUGAAAACACUUAGGGAGGGCAUAGAGUCUAUUCUGCCUUCUGAUGUUCAUGAGGUCGCUGAGAACCGGCUCUAUGUGUCAGUCACUAACUCCAAGAGUGGGGAAAAUCACUUGGUUUCAAAUUUUGCCUCCAGGGAGGACCUCAUUAAGGUCCUGCUAGCAAGUAGUUUUAUACCAGUGUAUGCAGGAAUUAAGCCAGUGGAAUUUAAAGGACAGAAGUGGGUUGAUGGUGGCCUUACCAAUGGCCUUCCUAUCUUGCCUGUUGGAAGAACAGUGACAAUCUCCCCUUUCAGUGGUCGAUUAGAUAUCUGUCCACAAGAUAAAGGGCGUGUGGACCUCUAUGUUAAAUUAGCAAAACAAGAUAUGAUGGUUAAACUUCUUCUUAAACACAAGGAAAGGAGAUUGUAGAAGAAAGAAGAAAGUCUGAGAAGCAUUGAUCUAGUACAAAAUUGAGCAAAUUAUAUCAGGCUGUCCAGUGUAAAUAAUACUAGGUUUGCUUUAAAUAUCAGACGUCUUUGACUAUGCAAGAUGUUUAUAGAAAAAAUACAGUGGAAUACCUCAGGAGAGGACAGCUGCAGAACAUUUCCUCAUAGUCACUGAAAGCAAUUGCUCUAACUGAAUUUAAAAUACAAGUUUAAGUUGUACAUUUAAAAUGGUAUAUACAGUGACUUGUAACUGCAUUGCACAAGAGAACUUGUGAAUAUUUGUGACUAAUGUGCAUUUCCAGAAGCUUUGUUAUAAGUUGCAGAAACAUUUCUGUAUAUUGAAAUAUUAUCUUUAUUGACUCCUUUUCAUAAUUUUCAUUUCUGUCUUUGCAACCUUUGUCUCACAAACUUUAACCACAGUUUUGCUUUCUUCAACAUGCUGAAAGAAAAUAGUGAAUAAUGAUAGACCUAGUGGUCAACAAUAUUCCAUUAGAAAGUAAGAUUAACAAUAAUAAUUAGUUUAGAACUUUCUUUCUAGGCAGUUUUUAAUAUUUUCUUAAUUUUACUAAAAUUAAUGUUAUGUAAUGACUUUCUCAAUUGGACCAGUUUUUGAAUGUUUAUAAUAUUUCACAGAGAUAUUAAACAUGGUAGUACUUGGUAAAGAUCAUAAAGUAUGAAAUUAUUGAUUUCAUGUAUCUUGGAAAUAUAUGCAAUCAUUGUGUAUUUCUUGGUUGUGUUUUGUAUCUAGAGGAUGAAAAAUGAGCUGGUGAUUAGUUCAGUUUAGAGACAGAAAAUUAAUUAAAGUUACAUUGCUCCUAGGGUCAUAUGCAGACUUGUGCAGAAUCCCAGGCAACAUUUAAAACUAUAUUCAAAUUGAAGCACCUCUGUUUCUUUGGCUGUAAAAAUGAUAACUAAGAAUAAUUUCAUUUCAGCAACAUUGUAAUCUGCAUAAACUGAAGAGUUGUACAUCUUCAUUUAUCUAUAUGCGAAUGCGAAUAAUUUUCUGUCUCUCCAUCUCCUAGUGCCAGAAUUUGAAUAAUUGCUUACUUCAAAUAAUGAAGAUGAUUCUGAUACUGUUUUGCAAAAUUGUUUAUAAUAAUGUGGCUAAAUAUUAAUUACAUAAAGAAAUUGUUCAGAACAUUAAAUAUAAUUAUGUUUUCAGUUGUAAACAAUUUAAUAAAAUCUCUAUUCAAGAAUAAAGCUCCAAAAUCCUUUUAACAUGCUCAGAGUGACCACUUAAGAUUCUGAGUAGUUCUUAAUUUGUUGGUAGUAGAAGCUACGUUUAUACUCAUAUGUUAAACAUUGCCUGGGAAUGUUCCCAGGAAUGUGGUUGUUUGCACUAGUGAGUUGUCAAAAUAUUUCCUUGCACAAGUUUAACAUGUGCCAGAUACCACUCUGUGAGGCAGUUUUUGGGAGUGUUUCCAAAGCUAAAGUGUUUCAGAAACUUUGGACAGUUUUACAGGCAGACAGUCUUUCUUGGAUGCUGUGAGUGUGGACUGUUGGUGCCAGUUUGUCCUGGCGCUCAGCAGUGACCCUGGACACGGUUAAUUCCUGGUGGAGACACAGCCAUGCCAGUCAUUUUGUGUUAAGUAUGCUCCACGAAACAGAUGACAGAACAGUCGCAUCUAGAUAAGUUGCAUUAAUAA